AUUAUGAGUAGCUGCAUUGAUAUCCACCAUUGAAGGAUAGAUUUGGAGCUUCUCUUUGUCAUACUUUAUACAUAAAAAAAAGAAGGAAAAGUUGAUUCUGAGAAGAUGGCAAAGGGUAGGAUAAGAAGAAAGCUCCUAAAGAGCCAUCUUUAUACGUUCUGCCUAUAUCCAGGUGCUGCUGGCAAGGCGGGACAGUCCGUUGGAGGGCCUGGAUUCUCAAGAAUUGUGCAUUGCAAUGAACCUCAAAUGCAUAGCCAGAAGCCUUUUAAAUAUCGAGCAAAUGACAUAUCAACGACCAAGUAUAGUUUCCUCAGUUUCUUGCCAAAAGGAUUGUAUGAACAAUUCAACCGAGUUGCCAAUCUGUACUUCCUCGGAUGCGCGAUCGCUUCCCUUACGCCGCUCUCGCCGUUUUCCGCCGUGAGCAUGAUCGCGCCCUUGGCUUUCGUCGUGGGGCUGAGCAUGGCGAAGGAAGCUUUGGAGGAUUGGCGCAGGUUCAUGCAAGAUAUGGAGGUUAAUAGUCGUAAAGUUAAGGUUCAUACAGGGGAAGGAGCUUUCAACAAAACGGCGUGGCAGAACGUUCGGGUCGGAGACGUGGUGAGAGUGGAGAAGGAUCAGUUCUUCCCUUCUGAUCUGCUACUAUUAUCGUCGAAUUACGAGGACGGAAUUUGUUAUGUGGAGACCAUGAAUUUAGAUGGUGAAACAAACUUGAAGGCCAAGAGAGCUUUGGAGGUGACCUUGGAUUUGGAUGAGGAUGAGGAUUUCAAGAACUUCAAAGGAGUAAUCAAAUGUGAAGAUCCCAAUCCUAGCCUUUACACCUUUGUUGGUAACCUUGAAUACAAUGGCCAAGUUUAUGCCAUUGAUCCUAGCCAAAUUCUCCUUCGAGAUUCGAAACUUCGGAACACGGCGUUCGUCUAUGGGAUUGUGAUUUUCACUGGCCAUGACAGCAAGGUCAUGCAGAACUCCACCAAGUCACCUUCCAAGAGGAGCAGAAUAGAAAGGAAGAUGGAUUAUAUAAUAUAUGUUCUGUUCAGCGUCCUCCUUGUGAUCUCAUUGAUCAGCUCUUUCGGAUUUGCCGUGGAAAUAAAGUACAAUAUGCCGGAGUGGUGGUUCAUGCGACCCCAGCAAGCCGAUGAGUACUAUAAUCCCAAUGAGCCUGUAACAUCAGGGAUUAGCCAUAUGGUGACUGCCCUCAUGCUGUAUGGAUAUUUGAUACCUAUUUCGCUUUACGUUUCGAUUGAGGUGGUGAAGGUUUUGCAAGCAAGCUUUAUUAAUCAAGACAUACUUAUGUAUGAUGAAGACACAGGGAUUCCUGCUCAGGCACGGACAUCGAAUUUGAAUGAGGAAUUGGGACAAGUAGAUACAAUCCUUUCGGAUAAAACCGGCACUUUGACCUGCAAUCAGAUGGAUUUUCUCAAAUGCUCCAUUGCUGGUACCGCAUAUGGUUCGAGCUCUAGUGACAUUGAACUUGCUGCUGAACAACAGUUGACUAAUGACCAUGUGAACAAAGUUGAACUUGAGGCUGUUGUGAGUUCCCUCGGUGAAAAGGAUCAUAAAUCUCCCAUAAAAGGCUUUAAUUUCGAGGACAGCCACCUCAUGAAGGGGAACUGGUUGAGAGAGCCUAAAGUAGAAGACAUCAUUUUAUUUUUCCGGAUAUUAGCAGUUUGUCACACCGCCAUCCCUGAGCUGAAUGAAGAGACCGGCACUUAUACAUACGAAGCAGAGUCGCCCGAUGAAGGAGCCUUUCUUGUUGCAGCCAGAGAAUUCGGUUUCGAGUUUUUUCAAAGAACUCAAUCAAGUGUGAUUGUCCGUGAAAAAUAUACAGCUUCUGGAAAACCAAUUGACAGGGAAUACAAAAUUCUGAAUGUGUUGGAAUUUACCAGCAAAAGAAAGCGAAUGACGGUUAUCGUAAGGGACGAAGAUGGGCAGAUUCUUCUCAUGUGUAAAGGUGCUGACAGCAUUAUCUUCGAUCGGUUGUCAAAGGACGGAAGAUUGUAUCAGGCAGAUACCACUAGGCAUUUGAACGAGUACGGAGAAGCUGGACUGCGUACGUUGGCUCUGGCUUAUAAAAAGCUCGAGGAGUCCGAGUAUUCUGCUUGGAAUACUGAAUUCCAGAAAGCAAAAACAUCCAUUGGGGCUGAUAGAGAUAUAAUGCUCGAAAAGGCUGCAGAGAUGAUGGAGCGGGACUUGAUUCUCAUCGGUGCUACUGCUGUCGAGGACAAAUUGCAGAAAGGGGUACCCAAAUGUAUCGAUAAACUCGCACAAGCCGGGCUGAAGCUCUGGGUUCUAACAGGAGACAAGAUGGAAACUGCUAUAAAUAUAGGAUAUGCUUGCAGUUUGCUAAGACAAGGCAUGAAACAGAUCUGUAUUCAAGCGAACGAUUCAGAUUCCAUAGAGAAAAUCAAGGGGGACAUAUUGAAGCAAAUUAACAAUGGUUUGCAAACGAUCAAAGACGAAAAAGAUCCGUAUGCUGCAUUUGCAGUAAUCAUUGAUGGAAAGACUCUUGCAUAUGCCUUGGAAGAUGAUAUGAAACAUCGAUUCUUAGACUUAGGAGUUCAGUGUGCAUCUGUCAUAUGCUGUCGUGUGUCUCCGAAGCAGAAGGCACUAGUAACAAGAUUAGUAAAAGAAGGAACUGGGAAGACCACCUUAGCGAUUGGCGAUGGUGCGAACGAUGUUGGAAUGAUUCAAGAAGCCGAUAUCGGGGUUGGCAUCAGUGGUGUGGAAGGUAUGCAGGCUGUAAUGGCUAGCGACUUCUCUGUCGCCCAGUUUCGUUUCUUGGAAAGACUUCUUGUUGUCCAUGGACAUUGGUGUUAUAAGAGGAUUGCACAGAUGAUUUGCUAUUUCUUCUACAAGAAUAUAGCUUUUGGCCUCACCCUCUUCUACUUCGAGGCAUUCACGGGCUUUUCCGGACAAUCAGUUUACGAUGAUUGGUACAUGUUGUUCAACGUCGUUCUUACCUCAUUGCCUGUGAUCUCACUUGGAGUUCUCGAGCAGGAUGUUUCGUCUGAGGUUUGCUUAGAGUUUCCUGCAAUAUAUCAACAAGGACCAAGGAAUUUGUUUUUCGACUGGUAUCGUAUACUGGGGUGGAUGGGAAAUGGCCUACUGGCAUCUCUCAUCAUUUUCUUCCUCAACAUUGUCAUCUUCUAUAACCAAGCUUUCCGUAUUGGAGGCCAGACCGCCGAUAUGACUGCCUUGGGUACAACAAUGUUCACCUGCAUCAUUUGGUCUCUCAACAUCCAGAUUGCGCUCACAAUGAGCCACUUCACAUGGAUCCAACACGCCACAAUAUGGGGCAGCAUUGUCACUUGGUAUCUAUUUCUCGCGGUUUAUGGUGCGUUAUCUCCCGAUAUCUCCGGCAACGCCUACCAAAUUCUAGUGGAAGCCCUUGCGCCUGCACCAAUGUACUGGACAACCACCCUCUUGGUUGCAAUCACCUGCAACCUCCCUUACAUGGCUCAUAUAGCUUACCAAAGAUGUUUGGAGCCAAUGGAUCAUCACAUCAUCCAAGAGAUCAAGUACUACAGGAAAGACGUCGAGGAUCAACACAUGUGGAACAGGGAACAAUCGAAGGGGAGACAGAAAACGAAGAUCGGGUUCACCGCACGCGUAGAGGCAAAGAUCAGGCUACUUCAAUCGAAGAUGCAUAAAAAACAAUAGCCUUUUUUGAAGAUUUUUAGGGUUUUUUUUUACUAUUACCCAUUUAUUGAUCUCUUUAGAUUAUGAUUCCACUGAUUGUACCGAGGCUAUUGUACUGAAUGUACACUACUUCACACAUACAAAAAAGGAAUUCUCAAACUGUGAAAAUAAUCUGUAAAUCUGCAAGAAUGUUGAAAAACUGUUGAUGUAAAGAAGAAAAAAGACGGUAUGAAGCAAGUAAUUAUUU
Messenger RNA from Hibiscus syriacus, 3880 nucleotides. RefSeq names its product probable phospholipid-transporting ATPase 4. The transcript has 10 exons. The record is from RefSeq and is a predicted model, not a curated record. Gene Ontology annotation, biological process: phospholipid translocation. The coding region runs from base 106 to 3654 and encodes 1182 amino acids. Lineage: Eukaryota; Viridiplantae; Streptophyta; Magnoliopsida; Malvales; Malvaceae. Gene Ontology annotation, molecular function: ATP binding; ATPase-coupled intramembrane lipid carrier activity; magnesium ion binding. Gene Ontology annotation, cellular component: plasma membrane.